Lathyrus oleraceus (garden pea) is the source of this 861-nucleotide messenger RNA. RefSeq lists its product as uncharacterized. The record is from RefSeq and is a predicted model, not a curated record. NCBI's taxonomy places the organism in Eukaryota, Viridiplantae, Streptophyta, Magnoliopsida, Fabales, Fabaceae. The transcript has 3 exons. Bases 1 to 861 code for a protein of 286 amino acids.
AUGGAGGAGUAUGCUUAUCUUUUACGUAUACCUGUUUUUGACAAAGUUCCUUUUAGUGGGGUGGAAGGAAUUCUUGAAUCUCGAGUUAUUACCGAAGCCAUUCAUUUAAGGAAGUAUGACAUAGAUGUCAAUCUCACUGUCAAAGGAGGUAUCAGAGGAUUGACUUCAAGGUUUCUAUUAGAAAAAGCCUUUUCUUUUACUAAUGUUGGUAGCAUGGUAGAAUUUGAAACUAUUCUUGCUUUACUCAUCUAUGGUUUGAUUUUGUUCCCUAACAUUGACAACUUCAUUGAUGUUAACUCUAUGAGGAUCUUCUUGAUUGGGAAUCUGGUUCCAACCCUGCUCGGUAACACUUAUUUCUCCAUUCAUCAUAGGACUUCUAAAGGGGGUGGAAUUAUUGUCUGUUGUGUACCUUUACUGUACAAGUGGUUUAUUUCACACUUUUCACAAUCCCCGAUCUUCACAGAAAACAAGGAUUGUUUAAGGUGGUCUCAAAGACUUAUGUCUCUCACCAAAGACGACAUUACUUGGUAUGCUUAUGUUUACGAUGACGUUGAGAUUAUUGAUAGUUAUAGGGAGCUCUCUAAUGUGCCUCUUCUUGGUUUAUUUUCCCAAGAAGGGAAAGAUACUCAAGGGCUGAAAGCUAGGAUAAUACGUGUUUGGCAUAAUGUUCAUAAGAAGGGAAAAUGUGAGCUUGGAUUGAGGAAUUAUGUAGCUUUGGAUCCUUACACUAGUUGGGAGUUACAAGAGGAUUUGGAUAGGAUGGGGAAAGAAAGGGAUGAUUGGGAAGACAAGUUUCACACCUCACACCUUGAGAAAGUAGAAUUGCAGAAGCAACUAAAGGAAAAGGACGACUUGAUAUAA